Messenger RNA from Heteronotia binoei (common prickly gecko), 2248 nucleotides. It is a transcript of the gene BCAS1, whose product is annotated as brain enriched myelin associated protein 1. The record is from RefSeq and is a predicted model, not a curated record. The coding region runs from base 115 to 2010 and encodes 631 amino acids. Lineage: Eukaryota; Metazoa; Chordata; Lepidosauria; Squamata; Gekkonidae. The transcript has 13 exons. Gene Ontology annotation, biological process: myelination. Gene Ontology annotation, molecular function: structural constituent of myelin sheath.
CUGGGCAAGGUACCUGCUGACCGCUGGGAAGGGCUAUAUCCAGACAUCUUCUUGAACAGUUAAACCGGAGCUCAGAAGCGCUAGGCUGGUGACUGAACAGCUGCACCAGCCAGUAUGGGGAACUUACUAACAAAAGAAGAGGAACCUUCAGAUCAAGAAAUCGUUCAUAGAACGUCAUACUCAGAGAUCUCUUCUGAACCACCUGAUGAUAUUAAGAAUGGACCUGUCACAAUCCAGGCCGUACAGAUUUCUUCUACAAAGAGUGAAACAGUGGAUGCGAGAAUGAACGGCAGCGUCCAGGAUAAUGUGGCUGUUUCUUCCCUGAAGACAAUGGAGAUAAGCUCCAUCUCUGAGGCCCCUGGAAAUAAUCUCGGGAAGGAAGCCAAGGUGGCCCCGCCAGCUGCCAAAUCUCGUUUUGCCUUUUCGUUUUCACGGCCUGUACCAGGACGUACCGAAGAGCUGGCGACAAACGCAUCAGUCGCAUCAGCUCCACUGGAUGUCAGUUCAGAAGCAGCCCCAGUGAACAAAGCAACAAGUGAGACUGUGGAUCUCCCCGCUGCAGCUGUGCCAGAGGAAGCUUCAGAUAAAACCCUAAGCGAAGCGUCUCUCACUGAAAUUGAACUCUCUGAACCAGUUCCAUCCGCAGCGGAGGAUGCGGCUUCAUCCAAGCCCAAAGAAUUAACCUUUUUUGACAGACUCUUCAAAUUGGAAAAGGGGAAAGACAAGACCCAGACGCAAGCCCAGAGCCAAGGACAGGUGAAGGCAGAAAAUCCUGUUGAGUCCAUCGCAGUAGAAGAAACUUCAGGAUUACAAAGUGCACCAGAGAAUGCCCUGCCAGGAAAGGACGUAGAGCGUGAAGAGACCCCUGUGCUGCACAACUCACCAGGUGGUGCUUCCUUGGCCUCCGAGGAUCUUGCCCAAGAAGAGGUCAAACCGGAGAACGUGAGAACAGCGGCUGGAACAGACUAUAACAACAGCAUCAUGAGUUUCUUGAAAACCCUGGUUUCUCCAAGUAAAGCAGAUUCUAAGAGUGAGUCAGAGGACAAGGCAACCCAAGCAGGCAAGACCCAAGGCGGACAGAUGGCUGAGAAGACGACGACUGAUUCCCAUGCCAAAGGCACCAAGAAAAAGAAAACAGACAGUCCCAGAUUAGGACACAGUACAUUUAGCAAACUCUUUAGGCAUAAGUCAAAGAAGGAUGCCCAGCAAACAGCUAAUACCAAAAGUACUGAGCUGGCUGUAACCACAGAUAAUGUGAAACCAGAAGCGAGCAUCCCUUCAUCUCAGGAGACACUGGCAACGAAGCAGAGCACAAAAGCCCCGGAACCUCCAGUCCAACAGCAGGCACCCCCAGCACCAGCCGUCAUCAUCAAUGAAAUUCCAAAAGAGGUGACAAAGGAGAGAUCUGCUUCUACCCCCACACCUCUAAGUAAAUUCUUUUGGAAAAAGACUCCAACAGAUGACAUUGAGGUGAUAAACACAGAAAGAGUGGAAGUCUCCCCUGAAGCUUCCACAAGAGAUGAAACCAGAAGCCUGGAAGCUACAGAAACAAGAUCCAAAGGAGAGGAAAAGCCUUCCAAGACAAACCUGAGGAAAUUCUUCAAGUUGUCAGUCAGAGGUGACGCAGGGGCAACACCUUCAGAAGAGGUAAAUGGCCCAGCGCCUGACCAGCAAACACUGGACUUCCCAGACAGGCCCUUUGCCCAGGCUGAGAGCAGAGAAGCUGCAGGUGCACGGAGUAAAGAGAGCUCUACGGAGACACUGAACAAGGCGAAAGGAAGCAAACAGGACGUCAGAGAGCAGCAAGAACCCCGGGAGCAAGAAAGAGCCGAGACGGACUCCCUUCAGAACGGAGGGGACACCGCAAAGGAGAACACUCCCAAGAGGAUAGAGAAGCGACAGUCAUUCGGAGGGUUUUUUAAGGGCCUUAGCCCCAAGCGGAUGUCUGACGCAGAAGUCCAAACAGAUCCAGUGUCUUUUGUGUCUGCUGCUCCUGUGAAACCCAAGUAAUAAUGAAUCCUCUACAGCUACUGAAGAAUUACUGGAUCCUGAUCAUUUCUUAACCUUGCAGAGAAAAGAAAUGACUUCCUGGUUUGGUUCCUCUCUCCCUUCCACUCCGCUUUCAGAUGCCUGCUGCCAAACAAAUGCUAGGCCUAAAGCAGAAAACAGGCGUACAUUUUGAAACCAUCCUUUACAGAAUGUUUUCUUUAAAAGACUAGUAAAUAACGAAAAGGUCUCUUAGAAACAA